Molecule: messenger RNA, 1176 nt
Organism: Pelmatolapia mariae (spotted tilapia)
Lineage: Eukaryota; Metazoa; Chordata; Actinopteri; Cichliformes; Cichlidae
Product: myelin-oligodendrocyte glycoprotein-like
Exons: 5
Coding region: 1-771 (256 amino acids)
Biological process (GO): negative regulation of T cell proliferation; cell surface receptor signaling pathway; positive regulation of T cell proliferation
Cellular component (GO): external side of plasma membrane
Source: RefSeq, a predicted model, not a curated record
AUGUCUGUGGUCAUCCCCACUGACACAGCAGCCAGGGAGGCAGAAGAACAGCACAUCAAGAAGGCCCUGAGUAAAUGUGGUUAUCCCAGCUGGACGUUUGUCAAAGUGGGAAAGGCACCUAAAGAAAGCUCCAGCCGAUCCAGGAGAGAAGGACAACCGCUGCCCAAGCGAAAACCUCGUCGAAGGGCGCUCAGCCACUCUCCUCAGUACCUCCCCCAGACGAGGCUGUUCAGCAGCAGGUGUGUGUCAUCAUCCUCCUCAGUUUCCCAGCAUGCCUGUGGUGUGGAGGUGUAUGUUGGGGAUCCAUUCGUCCUGCUGCCCUGUAAUAGCCAAACAUCUGAACUGGACAACUCCACAGUGGUGUGGAGUCGCUCCGACCUCAGUCCUCCAACCGUCCACCAGCGUCAGCAUCAAGGAGACGAACUGAAAGAUCAAAACCAGCGUUACAGCGGCCGAACAUCCAUGAAGACUGACGCUCUGGAUAAUGGAGACCUCAGCCUGAACCUGACCAACCUCCAACUGUCUGACAGCGCCACCUACACCUGCUCCAUCAGAGAACAUGGAAAGGAACUGAGUCGGAGUGAUGUACAGCUGCAGGUCAAAGGUCAGCAAGAAGCUUCAGCGACUGCUGUAGAGCAGUGGUCAUACUGGGAGCCUCUCAUGUUUCUCCUGGUUCUGGUCCUUACAGUUUCCGGGGUUCUUUUAAUACAUUUUCGUCAUUAUUUGAUAUCAGGCUGUGAAAGUGAAGACGGGGAUUCUGACGCCCUUUAAAGCACAGCUGACCUUCAUCAGGACGUCACAGAGGAGACGCUCAAACUACAAACACACAAUGAUCCACAGACACACACCUGCCUGAUAAACUGCUCUUAGUACAUCAUCACACACACAGGAUGUGAUUAUGCACAAAGUCUUCAAGCAACCAAUGAGAGCACAGGAUACGACUGACUGACCUCUGGUAGGAACCACAGGUGUGGACACAGGUACACACCCCACAGCAGCUGAAGCUUUCUGCCUCUCUGUAGACAGUGUUUGUUUACAUUGAAAGCAACAAUCAGAUACUACAGCAGUCACGUGAAUUUAAAGGUUUUUCUGUGAGUGAACUGACUACAGCGGCUACAACGCCGUCCUUUGUUAACGUUGUUGGUCCAGAAACUUCCUGUUCACUCAGAACCUGAA